Messenger RNA from Triticum dicoccoides, 1481 nucleotides. RefSeq names its product cis-3-alkyl-4-alkyloxetan-2-one decarboxylase-like. The transcript is spliced from 15 exons. Lineage: Eukaryota; Viridiplantae; Streptophyta; Magnoliopsida; Poales; Poaceae. Bases 16 to 1146 code for a protein of 376 amino acids. Gene Ontology annotation, molecular function: epoxide hydrolase activity. The record is from RefSeq and is a predicted model, not a curated record.
CCCCGCCAGCCUCCCAUGGCGCCGCCGCUCGCCGCCCCGCGUUUCCAUGCCGCCCUCCCCCGCGGCCUCCUCCUCCGCCCCCGGAAGCCCCUCCCCACCUGGCGCCGCGCCGCUCGCCCGGACGACCAGGAUUUGUACGUCGACGACGACAUCGGAGACGGCUUCUCGUUCAGCGGGGGGAAGUAUGCGGAAGCCGAAGGCCCGAGUAAGUCGGACGAGUGGUUCGCUCAGGGCAGAAUGGUGAAAGCUCAUGCAUUAUAUGGGAACAAAGAAAAGGCAAAAGAUCCCUUUUUUGGGCUCACCAUGGGUUCAGGAUCACAAUCUUCCGGUGAUGUUUUCAAUUGGUUUUGUGCGGAAGCGGGGAGCUCUUCUAAUCCUACGGUCCUUCUAAUUCAUGGGUUUCCAUCUCAGGCAUACUCUUACCGAAAUGUGCUACCUGUACUAGCAGACAAGUAUCGUUGCAUUGCUUUUGACUGGCUUGGUUUUGGAUUCUCAGACAAGCCUCAACCUAAAUAUGGUUUUGACUAUACUCUGGAUGAAUAUACUUCAGCCCUGGAAUCGUUAAUCGAUGCUGUUGCUCCUGAUAAGCUCUCCAUUGUUGUUCAGGGCUACUUCGCUCCAAUAGUAGUCAAAUAUGCUAAAGAACAUCAGGACAAGUUGAACCACCUUAUACUAGUUAAUCCACCGAUAACUGACAAACAUGCAAAGCUUCCAUCCACCCUUGCAUGUUUCAGCAACUUCUUGUUGGGCGAGGUAUUUUCUCAGGAUCCUCUUAGAGCUAGUGAUAAGGCCUUGACUAGUAGUGGCCCAUACAUGAUGAAGGAGGAAGAUGCUACUGUAUAUAGAAGGCCAUACCUUGUCUCAGGUGCAUCUGGUUUCGCACUGAACGCGAUAACAAGAGCUAUGGGAAAGGAUCUUAAGGCUUACAUUGAGUCCAUGAGAAGCAUAUUAGCGAGCGAUUCAUGGAAUACAAAGACAACAAUAUGUUGGGGCUUGAGAGAUCGUUGGCUCACUUAUGAUGGGGUGGAAGAUUUUUGUGAUGGCCUAAAACACAACGUUGUGCAGCUGCCAAUGGCAGGGCACCAUGCUCAGGAGGAUCGUGGUGAAGAGCUAGGGAAUAUAAUAAAACGUAUACUGAGAGGAUGACUACAGUCAUAUGGGGCCAGGCUCUACAACAUGCCAAAAACAGGGGUCAAAAUGUGGCACAACAAUAGCAAAUAGGGACAUGCACUCUUCUUGGUAUGAAAAAGAGAAGCUGCGCCGCCCCAUUGAAGGCCAACCCACUCCAUGGUCAAGACAGCGCUCCAGAGUGAUUUUGAGUGUCUAUGGACACAAACAAACGGCAAUUACCGGUCUGUGUUCCAUGUUAUUGGAUACGUUUUUCAGUAUUUGACCUUUGUUGUGCAUGACUUGAAUGUUCUUAAACAAGAUCAAUACAGAUGGCCAAGAUGAUAAUUCUGCUAACUACAAUCACGCAACUA